AUGAUAGAAGUUGUCUCUUGUAUUCUCGGAGAAGAUGCGGGAAAAAAAGUUGCAGCAGUGCAGUGCUCAAACAAUACGAUUUCUGAUCGAAUUCAUAAAAUUUCUGACCACAUUGAAGAUGAAUUUGUCUUCAGAUUAAUUAACUGUAACCAAUUUUCUUUACAAAUGGACGAAAGCACCGAUGUUUCUGGGUUGUCCAUACUACUUGUUUUUGCCAGAUAUACUCAUGAGAAAACCAUUCAAGAAUUGUUGCUUAUUUGUGAAAGUUUGAAAACGCAUACCACAGGAGAGGAAAUUUUUGAAGUUUUAAAUAAGUACUUAGUGAAAAAAAAUAUAUCAUGGCAAAAAUGUGUGGACGUAUGCACGGAUGGUGCUGCUACAAUGGUUGGGAAGAUAAAAAAGGUUUAA
Macrosiphum euphorbiae (potato aphid) is the source of this 408-nucleotide messenger RNA. NCBI's taxonomy places the organism in Eukaryota, Metazoa, Arthropoda, Insecta, Hemiptera, Aphididae. The record is from the annotation of a GenBank genome assembly.